Messenger RNA from Episyrphus balteatus (marmalade hoverfly), 741 nucleotides. It is a transcript of the gene Dhfr, whose product is annotated as dihydrofolate reductase. Gene Ontology annotation, cellular component: mitochondrion. Gene Ontology annotation, molecular function: dihydrofolate reductase activity; NADP binding. The record is from RefSeq and is a predicted model, not a curated record. NCBI's taxonomy places the organism in Eukaryota, Metazoa, Arthropoda, Insecta, Diptera, Syrphidae. Bases 123 to 704 code for a protein of 193 amino acids. Gene Ontology annotation, biological process: tetrahydrofolate biosynthetic process; glycine biosynthetic process; dihydrofolate metabolic process. The transcript is spliced from 2 exons.
UGCUGCCAUUGCAAUCAAACAGUACAGAGUACACACUGCACUUGACCACUUGACUUUGGACUUGGAUUUGCAUUUUGCACAUGUUUUGCCAACAAGCCUCAAAAUAAACGACGACCAACAAAAUGUUAAAAUUCAGUCUAAUUGUUGCAGUUUGUAAAAAUUUCGGAAUCGGUAUCAAAGGAGACUUACCAUGGCAUCUAAAACAAGAAUUAAAACACUUCUCUCGAACAACAAAAAAGAUCAAUGACUCAAACAAAAAGAAUGUCGUAAUUAUGGGUCGCAAAACAUACUUCGGAGUCCCCGAAAGUAAGAGACCACUUCCAGAUCGAAUAAAUAUCGUUCUAACUCGAAACCCAGUUCCAAGUGACUAUCCAGAAAGUGUCAUUUUAUGUUCUAGUUUAGAACAAGCUAUGAAACGUUUGGAAGAAGACAAUGACCUCAAAUCAGUGAUUGAGAAUGUUUGGAUUGUUGGCGGGAGUGAAGUCUACAAAGAAGCAAUGGCUUCUCCUCGAUGCGAUCGAUUGUAUUUAACUGAAGUUGAUGCAACAUUUGAAUGUGAUGCAUUCUUUCCAGAAAUUCCAAGUGAUUUUAAAGAGAUUCCACUUGACGAUGAUAUGGCUAAAGGAGUGCAGGAAGAGAAUGGAAUUCAAUAUGUUUAUAAGAUCCUUAAGAAACAACACGAAAGUACAAAUGGAAAUAACUGAAAUCUUAAAUAAACUUAAAACUUUUCUAUUUUUCUAA